This is a messenger RNA of Acaulospora morrowiae, 651 nucleotides long. NCBI's taxonomy places the organism in Eukaryota, Fungi, Glomeromycota, Glomeromycetes, Diversisporales, Acaulosporaceae. The record is from the annotation of a GenBank genome assembly.
AUGGAAAGGUAUAAUGUAUCUACUGUUUUUGAUAAAAACGAGUUGGGGGCACCAGACACAAAAUUCCAGUGGAGGGUAUCCCAACCCAUCAAGACACGAUCCAGCGAUGCUGAGAGUGAUAGUGAAAGUGAGGAAGAGAGCCGUCAACUUAGGUGCCACUGGUUAUUUGAAAAAAGUGAGAAUAAGAAAGGGAAGGUCGUGCCGGAGUCCACAAUGAUGAAGAAGGGCUAUCUGAAAACCAAGGUGAAUUCUCAAGCCCAAGAAUCUGACAUCGAAUCUCAUCCCAUCGUCUCAGAUGUCGAUGAACGUUUGAUCGAAGAACCAAUCAUGUCACGUGAUAGUGUUCAAGAAGAGGAAAUCGAGAAAGUUGAAACAGGCAGCAAACUCAGGAACGUACAGAAUGGGCAAAUCAAGACGACACUAGUGGAGGAGCCAGACACCUUAAUACUUAACGAGGAACUACCAGUAAUAGCGACAACUCGGAGAAAUCAAGACAGAACCGAUGAAAUUGAGAAUGAUCAGGAAACAGUAAAAGAAUUAGCAAGGGAGCUCCCAGAGGAUCAACAGGGCGUCCCUAUAGAAAUUGUUCAAGGGUUAAUAUUUGCGGAUGUAAUGUUGUGCACGGAUAAUACUGACAGUGUAUCAGUCUAG